Molecule: messenger RNA, 1440 nt
Organism: Periconia digitata
Lineage: Eukaryota; Fungi; Ascomycota; Dothideomycetes; Pleosporales; Periconiaceae
Source: the annotation of a GenBank genome assembly
AUGUCUUUCUCAGGUCGCGAAAUCCCAAUCCUCAAGAAGUCGGGCACCUUCGGCAGCAGGAGGUUUUCCUCCACCAAAGACCCCACGGAGAAUGAACUCACUUCCAAGAUCCAUCGUCAGUUCCGUGAACACGAGGGCCACAAGCCCCACGCCGGUCUCGAUCCAACCCGUGCCUCUACUGGUGUCGUAUGGACAUCGGAGCGCGCUUACGAGCACGGCUACCUCGAAGACCCCGAAUCAUGGGCCAACUUGGGCCAGGGAGCCCCUGAGGUCGACGACGAGAUCAAGGGCUGCUUCGAGAGGCCCAAGGAGGUCGACAUCUCGAGUCACGGCCGAGAGUAUGGUCCUACAGCUGGUAUCAAGCCGCUGAGAGAGGCCGUUGCUAGGCUGUACAAUGAGCACCACCGAAAGUGGAGGAAGAGCCAGUAUACCUGGGAAAACGUCUGUAUCGUUCCCGGUGGUCGCGCGGGUUUGAUCCGUAUCGCCGCCGUGCUCGGAAACUGCUACCUUGGUUUCUUCAUCCCCGACUAUACUGCGUACAACGAGAUGUUGUCACUUUUCCGUAACAUCGCAGCUAUCCCAAUUCCCCUAGGCGAAGACGACAAGUACCACAUGUCGCCGGACAAGGUGGCCGAGGAAAUCGCUCGAGGUACCUCCGUGAUCCUCACGUCGAACCCCCGUAACCCAACCGGCCAGAUGAUCACGAACCCCGAGCUCGCGCAGAUCCAGAACAUUUGCCGUGAUCGCGCGACGCUGAUCAUGGAUGAGUUCUACUGCGGAUACAACUACACAACCGACUGCGACGGCACGGUCAUCUCGUCAGCCGACAACGUCGAAGACGUCGAUGACGACGACGUCCUCAUCAUCGAUGGUCUCACAAAGCGCUUCCGCCUCCCCGGAUGGCGUGUCGCCUGGGUUAUCGGCCCCAAAGAAUUCAUCAAAGCCAUUGGAUCCUGCGGUUCCUACCUCGACGGUGGCUGCAACGUCCCCUUCCAAGAGGCCGCCGUAGCCAUGCUGGACCCGCCUCGUGUGCGCAACGAGAUGCGCGCGCUGCAAAUGCACUUCCGCACCAAGCGCGACUUCGUCAUCGGCCGUCUCCAGGAAAUCGGGUUCAAGUUCCAGUUCAUGCCCAACUCGACCUUCUACCUCUGGCUCGAUCUCUCCGGGUUGCCCGAAUCCAUCAACGAUGGUCUCAACUUCUUCGCUGCUUGUCUCGAGGAAAAGGUCAUUGUUGUUCCCGGUAUCUUCUUUGACUUGAACCCCUCCAAGCGUAGGGACUUGUUUGAUUCACCUUGCCAUCACUUUGUCCGUGUUAGCUACGGUCCCAGGAUGGAUGUCUUGGCCAAGGGUAUGGAUGCCAUCGAGAGGAUUGUUAAGAAGCACCGGGAGAACCCGCGUCCGAUCCACAAUGUCCGACCCAGGGGUAGUGCUAUUGCGUAG